AAUAUUUUGUCACAUUGUUAUCUUACUACUCUUAGAGCAAAAUAUACCAAUGAAUGUCACACAAAUGUCAAUUCUCAAAGCAGAACCCUUGCCAACGAGGGAACUAUCAACACACUCUUCAGAGGAGAACGUAUUUCCCUGGCAAUCUGGACCCAACUUACCCUAAAGUAGGAGGCUUCCACUUUUUGGAUAGGUUCCAAGUUCCCAUGCUGUCUUUUCCAUUCUCUGUUGGCACCCUAUUCUUGGGCUUUGAACUGUAGGUAACCUCAAUUUUGGUGUACAUGUGUUAUUCCAUGCCUUAAACAUCCUAGGGUACCUCAAAAUGGAACCUUGCUUUCUGUGUGGGAAACCAGGCCAAUCGGAAUGCCCAGAUUGCCGAUUGGUCGCGGUAUGUUCCAAAGAGCAUAAAACUCUUCACAGGCCAGAAAAGUUGUGUUUCCCGUUCAAAAUCGAACAAGAUCCUGUAAAAGGCCGGCUUAUGGUGGCCAAUAGAGAUAUUCAACCAUUAGAAUUGAUUCUAUAUGAUCGUACCAUGGCUUUUGGGCCAAAAAUGGGGAGUGCGCCAGUUUGCUUGCAUUGCAUGAAACCUAUCCAGAAUGUGGAUCAUCUUUGUUCCACUUGUGCGUGGCCUUUCUGUUCCGACAAGUGUUCCCAAAGUCAAACCCAUAGAAUGGAAUGCUCUAUUUUGGCACGAAACAAAAUGAAGCUAGACUUUUCGGAUUUCGAGAACCCUCACGAUCACUACCGAUGUAUCGCUCCCCUACGGUUCCUCCUACUGCGAGAAUCCGAGCCCAACUUUUAUCAGCGAUUUCAAUACCUCAUGGACCACAACAAAGAAAGAAGAUUGGAUCUGGACACGUGGCAAACCUAUCAAACCUAUGUCAACAAGUUUCUCAGAGAAAACUGCCAGCUCAAAGAUACAUUUUCGAAUGAGGAGAUCGACCGAGCUUGUGGUCUAUUUUGGACUAACGCCUUCUCUUGCAACAGUGGAGGUGGACAGGCCAUAUUCCCAACUUUUAGCUUCAUGUCUCAUUCAUGUACAUCCAAUGCAAAUCAUGUGGUGUUUCCCAACAGACAUUUGGCACUUCAGGCCAAGGUCUUAAUCAAGAAAGGAGACGAAAUCACCAUCAGCUACAUUUCCCCACUCCAGAGCACAAUGAGAAGACAGGCCAAGCUCAGAGACAAAUGGUUCUUCGAGUGCUCUUGUUCCAGAUGUCAGGAUCCCUCCGAAAAUGGAACGAACUUAUCGUCUCUCAAAUGCAAAGCGUCAGUUCUUAAUGAAGAUCAGCCUUGCCAGGGGAUAUUGACCUCAAAUCUGGCCAGCAAAGGUUCUGAAUGCGCAUGGACAUGCUCAAAGUGUUCAAACCAGGUCCCUGCCAAAAUCGUCUUGGAGCUAGAAAACUCGAUUGCCAAGGAGCUCAAGGAAGCGGAGAGCCAUAAAGACAUUGCGGUCAUAGAGGAAAUACUCCAGAAAUUUGAGACCGUUCUUCAUCCAAAUCACUUCCUACUGAUUCUCUUGAAGAGACACAUCAUCGCCCUUGGGUGUGAUAAAAUAUCCGAAUUAGAACUAGAGCAACUGGAAAAAAUUCAAACUUUCUGCGAAGAGGUACUCAAUGUUAUCAACAGGAUAGACCCUGGUUACAAUCGAGACAGAGGUCUUAUUUUGGGUCACCUGGCUAACGUGAAGAAAUUCAGAUGCCGAAAAAUGUUUCACAAAGAACUGAUUCCACAGCCAGUCUUCCAAAGACAAGUAGAAGAAUGUAUGAUCCUAUUCGGAGAAUCUCAAAAGUGCAUGAGUAUGCUGGUUAAAAAAUGACAUUGUGUGCAAAAAAAUGGCAUUCUUUUAUUUUAUAAAAUCAAUAAAUAUGCUACUCGAAUCAAAGUUUUGAGUAUCUCCUGAA
This is a messenger RNA of Tigriopus californicus, 1901 nucleotides long. Its product is annotated as SET domain-containing protein SmydA-8-like. The coding region runs from base 323 to 1816 and encodes 497 amino acids. Gene Ontology annotation, molecular function: protein binding. NCBI's taxonomy places the organism in Eukaryota, Metazoa, Arthropoda, Copepoda, Harpacticoida, Harpacticidae. The record is from RefSeq and is a predicted model, not a curated record. The transcript has 7 exons.